CGAAAACAUUAGCGACACCCAAUUCGCCUUUUACUAUUUUUCCCUUCUUUCCACAGUAUGACCCCGUUCUCCUUAGAUCUCGUUGUGCAUCCCCCGCUAUAGCGAAAUGAAACCGCCGUAGAGUUCGCCUCUAUAGCCAGUUCCCGACUCUCUCUUGCCUCUCGUAUGUUUCAAGGACCCGGCGGCCACUGAAGACGCAUAAGCGUUUCGGGUGAAUGGGGCUAUGCUUGGCCUCGCCUACCGGCCGCAUGUAUGCCCUGGAAAGCUGAGCUGGCAAGGGCUUAGAGUUUCCUCACCAGGCCGCAUGGACGUCGAGGGGGUUGGCCCUGCAGCUUAAGCGCCCGCCAAGAGCUGUUGGUUUUUGCGGAUUUUCCAAGGUUUGGGUAUAAAUUAAAGGAUGAAAGAGUUCCUCUCCCAUGGACCCCUUCCGUACUUCACGAACUGGAGUUGAGCAUUAUGUCGCCGCAACCAAGACAAAAAGUUAAGACACCACAGCCGGCUGAGGAGGCUGAAGCCACAGCCAUCACAUCAACUCAGCACACUCCUAGCCGAACACGAAGCGUCACCCAGCCAGUCACGCCUCGUGGGCAAGCAAAGAAGAAGGCACCGCGCCAGGAUCAAGAGUCUUGCACUCGGUCUCUCACCCCACAAACUUCAACUCCGACAUGUCGCCCUGCGGCGGCCCCACACCCAACGCCUAGCCCAAGGGGUUCGCGUGACGUACCAAUCGAGAUCACGUCAGAAGAUGAGUCGCCAUUUGUUUCUAUAGCCAAACGGCCGAAACCGACCUCCGCAAAAACGACUCCUUCGAGUGGACGAGCAAUGCCCCCCGCCGACGCCGCAGGCGUUGCUCUUCUUACGGUCAAGGCUCGAUCAGUGAGCGAUCCACUGCCUCGCCUAGUAGCAAAACCGUUUCGAGAUAACGACGCUUCCGUCAAGGAGCUGAUCCAAGGUCCCUCCAAUGUCAAAGAGAAAAAGGAAAGGGGCUUUGUCUACGUCCUGACAGCCUUCCACCAGGAGAAGCGCGUCGUCAAGAUCGGCCAAACGACCCACUCGGCUGACCAGCGCAAACGUGCAAUCGAACAGACCUGCAGCUGCAUCCGGUUCGACUGCCUGAGCGUUGGCGGCUCGGAGGAGUCACCACGCCCGCAUCUAGAGAUGCUGAUCGAUCGGUAUUACGUGACGGUCGAGAAGCUGGCCCAGAAGGAGCUGCGGCGCUUCCGGUACAGGUUUGACUGCUGUUGCGGCAAAGCCCAUGCCGAGUACUUUGACAUCGACUACGAGGUUGCCUGCCGUGUCGUGCACCGCUGGAUCCGCUUCUGCGAGGCAGCACCGUGGCACGCCCCCCAGGCCGCCCGAGCAGAGACCGGAGCCGGAGCCGGCCAGAAGCUCAAGCUCAAGCUCAAGGACGAGUGGAACGAGCGGCUGGCGCUGUGGUGGAGGAAGGAACAUCCGGACGGCUGCCGCCCGACCAAGGCGGAGGACCUCGAAGUGCAGCUGGCCCGGUGGGACCGCUUCGUAGACGCAACCUGGUGGGACUGGCUGUGGUAUGACGUGUGCGUGUGGUCGGAGUAUGUGUCACGCUUUCGGUGGGAGACGCUGUCUGUGCUGCUAUGCGUGGUGAUUCGGUUUCUCGUGCAGGACCGCGGCUUGUUCGCGAAGUUGGCGGAAUGGAUGAUGCUGGUAAUCAUAGGGAAGCUGGGCGGCUUCAGGUCCGUGGCUGCCGAAGGUGUGAUUGAGCCUCUGUUAAUGGCGUGGGCUUCAUCUACGGCGGUCCUAAAGGAGGCGCCGGACAACCGCAUGCGGAACGUUUCGCUCCCGGGGACUUUGGUCGGUAGUGAUGAUGAUGACGAGGGCGAUAGGGACGGUAUGGACGAUGCUGGCGACGGAGAUGAGGGGGAUGGCGAAGAGGACAGGCGGGAAGACAGCGAAAGGGAAGCAGACGAGGAGGGAGAGGAUGCAGAGGAAAAUGAAAACGAAGAGGAGGACAAUGAGAUGGAUUGAUUAGGAAAUGUGUGAGUAGGUGAUGAGCGCAUUACCGUUGAAGCAAUGCUCUGGUAUCUUAAUGUCGAUGAUAUAAUGUGCGUUGUGUACCGCAGGUGCGAAACUCUUACGGGUUU
Messenger RNA from Parathielavia appendiculata, 2120 nucleotides. RefSeq lists its product as uncharacterized. NCBI's taxonomy places the organism in Eukaryota, Fungi, Ascomycota, Sordariomycetes, Sordariales, Chaetomiaceae. Bases 457 to 2004 code for a protein of 515 amino acids. The transcript has a single exon. The record is from RefSeq and is a predicted model, not a curated record.